Messenger RNA from Beauveria bassiana ARSEF 2860, 1974 nucleotides. Its product is annotated as sodium/hydrogen exchanger 3. Gene Ontology annotation, molecular function: sodium:proton antiporter activity. The transcript has 5 exons. Gene Ontology annotation, cellular component: early endosome; late endosome; fungal-type vacuole membrane. The record is from RefSeq and is a predicted model, not a curated record. The coding region runs from base 1 to 1974 and encodes 657 amino acids. Lineage: Eukaryota; Fungi; Ascomycota; Sordariomycetes; Hypocreales; Cordycipitaceae. Gene Ontology annotation, biological process: vacuolar acidification; proton transmembrane transport; sodium ion transport.
AUGAGUGUUGCCGAGCUGGCCAGUCUUGGCCUGGGCUUGCUGCGCCGGGCCGACGAAGAUGGCGACACUGGAGAGGAGGACUCGGCGCAAAAGGAAUUUUUCGCAGCCUGGGCCAUUUUCAUUUGCAUCCUGCUGCUCAUCAUCACCUUCUUCGUCAGCUACAUACUCCAAAUGAAAAAGGUCACGGCCAUUCAUGAGACGGUUAUAUCGAUUUUCGCUGGCAUGGUUGUCGGCCUCGUCCUUCUCAUCACAUCUGGCGACUCGAUUCGAUCACCCCUCAACUUUGACUACCAAAUCUUUUUCAAUCUUCUCUUGCCGCCCAUUAUUCUAUCCUCUGGCUACGAACUACACCAAGCCAACUUCUUCCGAAAUAUUGGCACUAUUUUGACCUUUGCCUUUGCCGGCACCUUUCUGUCGGCCGUCGUCAUUGGUCUGAUUCUAUGGCUCUACUCGCAGAUUCCCGGUUCUAUUAACAUGACCUUUGUCGACGCCAUCUCUGUCGGAGCCACCCUAUCUGCCACCGAUCCUGUCACCAUCCUCGCCAUUUUCAACGCCUACAAGGUCGACCCUAAGCUCUACACCAUCAUCUUUGGCGAGUCUAUUCUCAACGAUGCCAUUGCCAUUGUCAUUUUUGAGACGGCUCAGAGAUACAAAAAGGGCGAGGCUACCAGCCACGGAAUAAUCAGCUUCUUCGAAGGAACUGGCAUCUUCUUACUGAUUUUCUUUGGUUCCUUGAUGAUUGGUGUCAUUGCUGGUGUCGGCACCGCGCUGCUGCUCAAGUUUACCUACGUCCGUCGCUUCCCUAAAACUGAGAGCUGCGUCAUUAUUCUGAUUGCCUACGGAACAUACUUCUUCUCUCACGGCGUUCAUCUCUCUGGUAUCGUGUCGCUUCUGUUCUGCGGCAUCACGCUCAAGCACUACGCCUACUUCAACAUGUCGCGACGCACACAACUCACCACCAAGUUCAUCUUCCAGGUCAUGUCGCAGCUUGUUGAAAACUUCAUCUUCAUCUACCUCGGCCUUGCGCUCUUUACGGAAAGCGCUCUCCAGUUCCAGCCGCCGCUUAUCAUCGUCACAGUCUGCGCCGUCUGCGCUGCCCGAUGGGUCGCCGUCUUCCCCUUGUCCAGGAUCAUCAACGCCGUUAUUCGCUAUCGUGCGAGACGUCGCGGCCUUGAAGUCCGAGACGAGCUACCGUACAACUACCAGGCCAUGCUCUUCUGGGCCGGUCUUCGCGGCGCCGUCGGCGUCGCUCUCGCCGCCCUCCUUACUGGCGAGAACGCCCUAGCCCUGCGCGCCACCGUGCUGGUAGUCGUAGUGCUCACCGUCAUCAUCUUUGGCGGCACCACGGCCCGCAUGCUCGAGAUUCUGGGUAUCCGCACCGGCGUCGUCGAAGAAAUCGACAGCGACGACGAGUUCGACAUUGAGACGUCGUUUGGCGCCAGCCUCCAUAACAAGCGCUCCAGCUUUGGCGGCCGCCGCAACGGCAAUGUGGCCCUCUCCAACCUCGAGCGCGAGGGCCGCGGCGAAGCCGCCUUUGUGUCGAGCCACUCCUCGCCGCACAUUGACGGCAGCGGCCGCGCGCGCAGCAUCAGCCGCAAAAACUCGAACCGCGGCGGCGGCGACCUCGCCAACCCCGACGACUUUGAGCGCGCCAAUCUCCUCGGUCGCGGUGAUGAGUCGGACCUCGGCAGCGACAUUGACACAUCCGACCUGCCGCCUCCCGCGCGCCGCACCGGCGUCGGUAGCUCCUCCGCCUUCACGCCGCCUCAUGCUCCGAGCGCCUUCAUGAGCCCCGCCGAGCCCGCAUCCGAGCCCCUGACCGCUAGAGGCGCCAUCAGGCAGCUGCUCACCAGCGAGGACCCGGCAAGCCUAUUCCGCCAGCUCGACGAGGACUAUAUCAAGCCCCACCUACUACUGCAUGACGAUGGAGGCAGACCUCGAUCCGGAAACGGAGGAGGUGGAAGUGCAGUGUAA